AUGGAGCAAGCUAUAGAUAGCUAUGCAUCGGCGGAGAAUAGUGACACUCCAUCUGGAGCUGGAGAGCUUGAGGUUGAUCGACGAAUACCUCUCGGGGUUGAUCCAGGAGCUGAGAGUCUUCUUGGACGACAACAACCUGAACGAGGAGGAUCUGGCCACGGCCCGUACAUUGCUCCAGUGCGCCGAGCGCCUCGCAUUCCUCUACAAGUGGGUCCUCCUCGUCACUCAGCGCUCCUUUUAAAUACCUUAAAUACAUAUUUAUAAAUUUUAUUUUAUAAAUAUAUGAUCUUAAUUUCAU
Nezara viridula (southern green stink bug) is the source of this 298-nucleotide messenger RNA. The record is from the annotation of a GenBank genome assembly. Lineage: Eukaryota; Metazoa; Arthropoda; Insecta; Hemiptera; Pentatomidae.